Molecule: messenger RNA, 7797 nt
Organism: Oncorhynchus tshawytscha (Chinook salmon)
Lineage: Eukaryota; Metazoa; Chordata; Actinopteri; Salmoniformes; Salmonidae
Exons: 8
Coding region: 538-4560 (1340 amino acids)
Source: RefSeq, a predicted model, not a curated record
GAGGGCCUUCGCGUCAGAGCCGUAAUGUCGUCAGAUUCAUGUAAUGUCGAAAUAUCGGCAUUGAAAACAGCGCUGUCGCGGUUGCCGUUUGGCGUCCAUGAUAAGUGAUGCUACUGCAGAGGAUUCCGGAGCGCGAGCUCGGAACGCAGCGGGAGAGAAGUAACCACUCCCCCUCUUCUCCUCUUUACUUCAAGUAACGGCAGGUUGUGCCGGUGGAGUAAGCCGCAGCCCAACAUGAUCCCCUCCGAUUGAUGCGCAAACACGUCAAGUGUUUUGCCAAGCAGCUGAUCGCUUUCAUCAGUUAAAGCCAUGCCUGACGAGUAAAUAUCCCUACUUGCUCAAGGCAAUAAAACAUAAAAAAAACAGCCCCCUACAUGUCUCUGCAAGUAGACUCCCUCUUGUUCGUCCUGCUGGAGUAAAUCCCCCCUUCCAGAUAGGCUCUACUGCCCUCUCUCCGCACCGCCCCACUACUGCCUCUCCACAUCCACCUGUCACAAUGCCGCUCCACCUCAGAAUGGUCAACACCUAAAGAUUCCCAUGCGUCCAGUGAGCGACGGUCCUGCUCCUGUAAGCUUCUCACGCUUCCACCCCCCAGUUGGCCCCCUGCCCACCUCUGAGAUGUCCCUGCUCCACUCGCUGGGCCCAGUGCAGAGCUGGCUGGGCCAGGAGCUGGAGAAGUGCGGGAUUGAUGCCAUGAUCUACACCCGCUACGUCCUCAGCCUGCUCCUGCACGACAGUUACGACCUGCAGGAUCAGGAAAAUGACAUCUUGGGCUGGGAGAAGGGAACUGGGAAGAAAUGGGGCAAGAGUAAGAAGAAAGGAGGAGGGACGGACCUAAGUCUGGAGGAGAUAAAGAAGCAAGCCGCUGUGCAAUGUCUGCGUUCAGCAUCUGAUGAAAACUCUGGAAUUGAGAGCCUGGUCGAGGAGCUUUGCUCCAAACUCAAGGACAUCCAAAACAAACAGAAAGAAGAAAAACCGCUCAACAAAUCUUAUGGAUCUCAGUCUCCUGAACAAGUUGAGUCAUCUUCCUCAAAGGACCAGGUGGAAAUGUAUUAUGAAGCCUUUCCUCCUUUGUCAGAGGGAUCUGUUUGUCUCCAAGAGAUCAUGACGGUGUGGAACAAAGCUAAAGCCAGCGCUUACUCUGGCUCAUCAUCCUCUGCAGCCCCGCAGACCAGCACUGACACCUCCUCCCCAAAAGAUUGCAACAGCGAUGGUGAAGCUGCUAAUGAGAGAACCCCUGAGGCAUGCAGCACUACCACUAACCCAACCAGCGAGAGAGCCCAACAGCGACGCAGCAAGAAGGAGAAAGAGAACCGAUACCAUGGUGGCGCAACAGCGGAGGAACGAGCUGCCGUUCACAGCAAGAGGCAGGCGAGGCACAGGUCAGAGUGCAAGUAUCGUCCUCGCUCCUGGUCCUCUGGCUCUAGCGAGGCUGGCUCGAGCUCCAGCGGGAACCCAGGCGAUUCCAAAAUCUCCAGCAGGAAAGCAGUCAGAAUCAGGCACAAGUCCAAGGAGGCGGGCAGCAGGAGUAAGUGGGGGCGCAACAGAGGACAAGUGAAACUGGCUUUGCAGGCCAUUGACAAAGAGGGGCGCAGGAACGCUGGAGGCGGCGGCAGCAGCAGCAGUACCACUGGAGGCUCUGCAAGGCAAACACAGCUCUACAAAAAGGGGAACAGGCCGCUGAAGGAGAUUCGAAAAUAUCCAGGUUGGGGGGACGCAAAGGAGUCCGGAGCUGAGGCCAGCAACAAAAAGGAGUACAUGGAAGAGCCCCUGUGGUACACAGAGCCCAUCACAGAGUAUUUUGUACCUUUCAGUAGCAGAAAGAGCAAACUGGAAACAAAGUACCGGAGUAAGGUGGACUCUCCAGACGACUCGACUAUGUCUGCUAACUUUGAAAGGCUGUCUGAGAGAAUGCAAGGCAUCUACAUUGCCAACGCAAGCUUCCAGAGGGCGUAUCUGGCAGCGGGAACCUUUGUGGAUGGGCACUUUGUUGAGGUGCCAGGCGACUCAAAUGAGGCUAACGACCUCAAUGGGACCUCAAGCUUCCCUCCGCCUGAGGAUAGUAGAGAUUUAGAUGAUGACCAUCUGUCUGAAUUCACUCACUUCUAUGAAGUCGAUAUUUAUCAAUCCAUAUUGGAUCCUAGUGCCUCAGACUCAGUACAAGAGAGUCGGAUCUUGAGCAUGAUUCGACAGAAGAGCGAAGAACAAAGAGACUUUGAGACAGAAUGUUGUUUAGUGUUAGAUGGCCUUGAGCUGCAAGGGGAAAGUGCAAUAAGGGUGGACUGUCAGGAAACUUUGGCAGCUGAUGGGUUCUUCAUGCAGGAUUUGGAAAACAUGGCUCAGAUCUGGGGAUGUUAUUCAUCCUCUAGCUCUGAAGAUAAAGAUGGAGAAAGCUUUGUAGGGGACUCACCCGUUAUGCUCUCCCCCGCUUUGGACGGUGUUACAUUCACCAUCAGCACUCUGCCUGGAAACCUGGAGGAGCCUCAUCUCCCAGAAGCCACGAGCGAAGCGUCUGGUCUGAACAACUCCUGCUUCUCUCUUUUUGAGCUCCAGUACGAUAGCCCCACUCUUUCUUUUCCCUGCGACUCACUCACCGUUGGUCAAGAAAACAACACAGAUUCAAGUAGCUGUCUAGAACCACAUUGUAACAAGCAGUCUCGUUUGCUAAUUUGGACCAAAAAUAGUGCCUUCGAUGAAACUGAACAUUGUUCAAACCUUUCAACCCGAACCUGCAGUCCAUGGUCACAUUCGGAAGAGACGCGUUCAGACAAUGAGCAAAUAAAUGUUCAUACAGAGUCCGCUCUAAUUGGCAAUGAAGAGAUUAAUUGUAUAAUCCUCCCCAUCUCUGGUACAUACCUAGAGGAAGAAAUCCUGGACUUUUUACAAGAAGACACCGGUCGUCAGUGCGAUGAGGCCAAUGUUGACACAGUGUCCAAUCCGACCUUCGCAAAGAAAUCUAAAUUGGAGUCCAUUUGUGGGAUAGCGUUAGAACAGUAUGAUGCUGGCAUGUUUUCGCAUGACACAAACCAACAGUGUGACAACUACAGCUCAGGGAUAAUAAAGGACAUUUGGACAGCUAUCGGAGAUGGAGAUCCUGAACUAUCACUAGGAGGAGAGAAGCCAGGCGAGGGCUUGUUCUCCAAAGAGUCGAGCAGCUACCACUGCGGUUGUCUUGACGUGCAGGUAAAGGAAGUUGGUCCCAUCCAGGGGCCUCUGAAGAAGGCAGUGCAGCACUCUGAGUACCACCUGUGGGAAGGCAAGAAUGAAGAGCAGGCCCUCCUGGCCAAAAACAAACUCUCGAAGAUUAAUGCUUCCGGGGAUUACAUGACGCCGUCCAAGCCCUGGGACGUGAACCCUGAGAAGGACAACACAUCGUUCAUCCUGGGAGGAGUGUACGGAGAGCUAAAGACAUUCAGUGGUGAUCAGGACUGGGCUGUGGUGCCGCCUGGCGACGCGAGAGGCAGCUUGCUACAGUGUGCCGCUGCUGCCGCCUCUGCCUCAGACGUGGUCACCAUUGCUGGUACAGACGUGUUCAUGAAUACGGGCAGCUGCUUUGCCCCUGGCCAUAAGCCCUUCUGGAGGCCCCUGGUCUCCUUCGGGCAGAGCGACCAGGCUACUAAAGGAGGUGGGGAAGGUUUGAAUAAGGGAUUUUCUUUAAUCUUCCAUGAAGAUUUACUCGGAUCCUGUGCAGGCUUCCAAGGCGAGGAGCCAGGACUCGACAACCCGUUUGCGUCCUUCGAUCUGAACAAUCAGUUCUCUCAAGUCCUCCACGUAGAAUGCUCCUUCGAGCCUGAGGACAUGGCUUCGUUCAGCCCGGGGUUCAAGCCCAAGUCUAUAUUGUGCUCGGACUCUGAGAAAGACGCUUUCCAACCACGGCUAUACGGCAUCAACCAGACCACCCAGUACAGGGCCAUCCGCAUCUCCCCCAGGACUCACUUCCGACCCAUAUCCGCCUCAGAGCUGUCGCCCGGUGGAGGGAGUGAGUCGGAGGCUGAUUCUGAGAAAGAAGAGGAGAAGAGUGUUCCAUUCCUGGCCCUGCCAGAUGUCUUCGAUGACCCUCAGGCAGACCUGAAACCGCUAGAGGAGGACGCAGAAAACGAGGGCCCCUGCUACGGGAAGUCAGAACUGGAAUCUGGUAAGUUCCUGCCCAGAUUGAAGAAGUCUGGCAUGGAGAAGAGUGCCCAGACCUCACUGGAUUCUCAGGAGGGCUCUAGCACCCUUCUGCCAAUCGCUGAGCAAGAGAUUUGCUUAGACUGCGAAAUGGCAGCCGCAGCAGGAGCAGCAACAUUGAUGGCAAGUGGACGGAUGGACGUCCCAGUCAAUCAGAUUCAGAAGGAAGAAUCUUGCAGAGAGAAGGAAGCCUGCAAAUGUGCAGCGGCUGGUCAGUGUCCCACAUAUGGGAAAACCUAUGACUUCAUUGAAGAUUUGCAUGAGUUCCCUCUAUUAAAUAUUAGUGGACAGGGAGGAACUGGCAGCCAGCAAGAUGAGUGCUGGUGGCAGAACACACUCUGUUCCCCCCUUUUCCCCGGAUCUCAGUGUACAGGGAGCAGCAACAUCUGAUAACUAGCUCUGUGGAGUGUAAGCCUGUUGUCGAGAGGAUAUAACCUCUUCUCGUUUGACUGCACCUCUACUAGCAGAUAUAGGGGAGACCUCAGGACCGGGAAACCAAAGGCUUCUGGACAGAGGAACCCCUCACCACAUCCCAACCCUGCUGAUUUUCAUUUACUAACUUGAAUCGUAUGUAAUCAACAACCACAACAAAAGAGUGAAAAUAUGAAAAAAAAAAAAAAAAUGUUCUACUUGUCUUUGUGAUGCAAUAUCUGAAUACAUGCAUACAUAGAUUUGCUUUAGUUGAUUUUUCCAGACAUUAAUAAUCUUCAUUAGUCACAGUUAGAUAUAAGGGACUAUCUUGUUUUUCCUUCCAUCGGUUUUUCCAGCUUUCUUUUUGCUUUUAAACUAGGAUACUGGUAGUUGUGGUGUCCAAAUGGUUGUGCCUGUCCUACUAGUCUCAUUCCUUCUUUACUAGUGUAACUGCUACAAUUUCCAUGAAUUGACUGUGAUGUCGCUCUUCAUAACGUUGUGUGAAAGCACCGCGAUAGCAUCCUUUUUUUUCUUCUCCACCCCUAUCAUUCAGAAAGUGAAGGAAGAAUGUGGCGAUUUUUGAGUUGUGCAAUAAUAGUUUAUUUUGGUAGCAUGGGUGCCUUUCUGAAUGUGGAAAGAGAAAGAACGUGUGCAUCUUUCCUCUGAAAAAUCUGUAUCAAAGAUCCCCCCCAGAAGUGUGCAAAGUUGCUCUAAAUUAGUAUGAUUUAGAAGGGUGGUUGUCAGUUUUUCAGAACCUUAGUAAUAGACAUAGGUAGUAUGGUUUGAGGCAAAAAAAAAAGUACAAAACUUCCAAAAAAAGAAAAAUAUUUCAAAACUGAUGUUCAAUGCAGCAAGAAAAAAAAGCACGUUUUGAGUUCAAUUUGGGGAGUAAUGGCUCUUUGCAAAAAUAUUUAAAUGACAGUCAUCCUCUAGAGGCACCGAUUUGGUGCAAUCAAAAUCAACUCCAUAGUACAAACAAUUGGUGCUAUGAAUUACUGUUGCAAUAUCGAUAUUGUGGCCGUGAUCUGUAGAUCCUGUAGUUUUGUUUGUUGAGGCAGAGUGGAAGGAUAUUUUGGAGAGAAAAAAAGAAAAGCAAAAUAAUUGACUGCUGAUGGUUCUCACUUUAUGUGGGCUUGGUUUUUAUUUUAUGAACUAGUAAGUUUUUAUUUUAACUAGUAAGUUAACUGGCCUGUAAUAACAAUUCAAGUAAAUAGUUACAGGUAUUUGAUUUAAAUAUUGUUAUCAGGUGGCAACAAAUUCAGACUGUAUUACAAGAAUAUAGUAUCACUAUGCUCAUUGGACUGUAAGGUCUACAGCAGAAGCAGGAUAUUAAAGGCAAUAAAUAAAAAAUGUAUGCUGACACUACUUAACUGAAAAGUGUAAUAUAAAACAGAGGAAAAGGUGAUCAACCAAAAAUUACAUCAUUCCACCGAAGUACGAAAAUAUUACAUUUUUAUUUAGAGGGGUGUUUUACUUUCAUUUUUGGUAUACAGUAGCCAGUAUACAAAAAUGUCUCACUUUUUUUAUGUGUGCGUACGUGUGUGUCUGCAUUGAACACGUACAGACAUUGGUUCAAAAUGACAUUGUGUGCUAGAUCUUUACCAAGAGAAAUGCAAAAUAUAUUUGUGCCCCAAACCCUCUAAGUGCAAGUGCACAAACUAAGUUUAAUUUGAGGCCCUAAGAUGUUGGAUUGAUUGUUUUUGUGGCCUGUGCAUUGACUAUUAAAUCACAUCUUUAGACUAAAUGCGUUGUGCAUAUCUUUAUAUCCCUGCAGGGGGUUAUUUCAGGUUGUUGUUUCCCUCCUUCCCUUUCAAAAUAUUAGUCCAUAUACCAUUUUUGGGGGGGCAAGAACUGGUUGAAUAUUUUCGCCCUCAGAAGACUUGGAAAUUGAAGCACAGGCAACAAAUGUUUGUUACCAUGCCCCCAUGUACUCUUGUGAUGCAUUCGUUGCGCAGUCCAAAAUAUGUCUGCCAACAACAUGGGCACAAACGGGUUUAAAUGCACUGUCACAAGGCACAGUGUGAGCACUGUCAUUGAUCCUAGGUUUUUACUAUUCAUAGACCUCUUAAUGGACAGUGGUAUCUUGAGUUGGUUUGGCAAAGUCAAUAGCAAACUGUUUCAAUUUGCCAGGGCCUCAGUGUCUGCCCCAUACUUUAUUGUAUGUUCUUCACUUGUGUUAAACCGAUCGAAACGUGAAUGAAAGACUGCUCAGAAUUUCUGGCUGCUUUCAAUUCUUUAUUUUAUUUAGACAGUUGUCAGUCACUCAGGAAUACUUAAAUACUAAACAUUUGUUUUUAAAGUAGGUGGAAAACAAGUAUGUGGCAGUGCAUCAGUACUUUCAUUCAAGCAUUAAUUUAGUACUGAAACUUUACUUGAGCAAAAAAUUGACAUGUGUUUAUUAAUCCCAAGAUUUGUACAGUUAAUUGUACAGCACUUAGUUUUAGAGCUAACUUUUGAAGCUGGCCGAGCAAUUUGAGAUUGCAUAAGUAAUGUGAGGAUGACCUUUUCAUGGCCCUCGGUCAUAUGCAAUAUCUUGGUGCAUGUAAACUUAAACAUUUAAGCGUAUGUGGGGGAAAUUCACUUAAUUUAGCAUGAAAAGUUAUUUUUGAGUGAGGGAGAGCUGAACAAAUAAAGACCCAACCGUUAUGGAGUGUCUUUCAAAUAAAAGCAGCAUGCCAACAUCACACCAUCUCUUUAAGUUGAAUAAAUAAAACAGGUUCUAAUUAUAUAAAAUAAGUACAGGUGAGGUUAAAGAAGUGAUAAUAAAAAUAGAAAAAUGGUGAGUGUGGAUAUGAGACUGAGUCACAAAGCACUUAAAUAGAUGCAUUUCCUUCAAACUCCCAUGUAUUUUCCUUUUUAUGUUCUUCCAUGGUAAGUUUUGUUUAUAUAUUGAGAAGAAAAAAGUUUGGUGAGAAAAUGCAUCAAGUGAGAGUAUGCAUUUGAAACUACAUUGAAAAGGUUUAACAAAUUGAGUUUUGAUUGUACUGUGGUCUGAAGAACAGCAUAUCCAGCACUGAAAACCAGUUUUCCUUGUCUCUUCAUUUCCACUAGAUGACACCCUCCCAUCCCAGCUCAUCCCAUACCUUACUCCCUCAUCCUUCUCCCAACUGUGUCAAGUGGUUGUAUUGUUUUAAUUUCAUGUACACCCCGAGUAAAUUAUUUUUUUCAUUGGAGUUUUUUUUAACAUCUAAUAAAGGUAUAAACCAAAUCACCUCA